CCUCCCUCUUCCAGAAUGUUGCCCUUCACCGACUGGAUCCUGGAGCUGGCGCUCGAGAAGACCUUGUUCCGGACCAUGGCCGUCUCCAGCCUCUGGCUUUUGCUGCUGGCUUUGCUCUUCCGUUCGCUUACGAACGCGUUUGGAAUUUGCCACCGCUUUUACGUUAACUGCCGGAGAUUGCGUUGCUUCCCAGAGCCCCCGCGUCGUAACUGGCUCCUAGGGCACCUCAACCUGGUUAUGCCCUGUGAGGAGGGUUUGGCCAAAGUCUCCGAGCUGGUAGCCACCUACUCCCGGGGAAUUUUGACGUGGAUGGGGCCCUUCAUACCGUUCAUUUCCUUGGUUAAUCCUGAUUAUAUCAAGCCAGUUGCAACAGCUUCAGCUGCUGUUGCUCCCAAAGACAAACUCUUCUAUGGCUUCUUGAAGCCUUGGCUUGGCGAUGGAUUACUUCUGAGCAGUGGGAAGAAGUGGGGACGACAUCGGCGGAUGCUCACCCCGGCUUUCCAUUUUGACAUCCUGAAGCCUUACAUGAAAUUCUUCAACCAGAGCACAGACAUCAUGCACGGCAAGUGGCGCAGGUUGACCACGGCAGGCCCGGCCCCCAUUGACAUGUUUGAGCAGAUCAGCCUCAUGACUUUGGACACCUUGCAGAAAUGUGUCUUCAGCUACGACAGCAACUGCCAAGAGAAAUCAAGUGACUACAUUGCUGCCAUCUUAGAACUCAGCAGUCUUGUCGUGCUGCGGCAGCAUGCCCUGAUCCACCAUUUUGACUGGCUCUACUAUCUGUCGGCAAAUGGCCGCCGCUUCCGCCGGGCGUGUGACAUUGUGCACCGUUUCACAGCCAAUGUGGUUCAGCAGCGACGAAUGGCACAUAGCCGCUUGGGUCAUGAUGCUUGGCUCAAAUCCAAGCAAGGCAAAACCGUGGACUUCAUUGAUGUUCUUUUGCUGGCAAAGGAUGAAGAGGGUCGCCACUUGUCUGAUGCAGACAUCGCAGCUGAAGCUGACACCUUCAUGUUUGAGGGCCAUGACACUACAGCAAGCGGCUUGUCCUGGGUGCUGUACAACCUGGCUCGACAUCCCAAGUACCAAGACCAGUGCCGGGAAGAGAUUCAGAAUCUGCUGCGAGGCCGGGAGACAGAGGAGAUUGAAUGGGAAGACCUCUCUCAGAUGCCUUUCACCACCAUGUGCAUUAAAGAGAGCUUGCGCCUCCACCCGCCAGUCACAGCCGUUUCCCGCCGCUGCACCGAGGAUGUAAAACUGCCUGAUGGAAAGAUAAUCCCCAAAGGGAAUAUCUGCCUGGUCAGUAUCUUUGGGACCCAUCACAACCCUGCCGUCUGGCCAGAGCCUGAGGUCUAUAACCCACACCGCUUUGAACCGAAGGCCUUGCAGAACCAGUCGCCACUGGCCUUUGUGCCCUUCUCAGCAGGACCCAGGAACUGCAUCGGGCAGAACUUUGCUAUGUCGGAGCUGAAGGUGGCCCUCGCCUUGACCCUGCUGAGGUUUGUGGUGAGGCUGGAUGAGAACCAAACCGUGCGCCGUUUGCCAGCAUUAAUUCUACGGGCAGAAAAUGGGCUGUGGCUACAGGUGGAGCCAGUGCGUACCCGGCAAUGAUGGGGGAGAUGCACAAGAUUGGCAGUCUCUGUUCCAGCGUUUCAGCCUGCACUGUAAUGUGCAAAGAGAUUUAUGGUGGCCAGAGAGACCUCUGCCUCAAACGACACGGAAGGCAUGACUCAAUUCUUUGUGCCUCUGUUGUCUUUGUCUCUGAGCCCUCGUCUUGCCUUCAUGAAGGUACUAGCAAUAGUUUUGUGCUACAUUAAAGAUGAAGUGUUUUGACCAUAAAA
Molecule: messenger RNA, 1838 nt
Organism: Lacerta agilis (Sand lizard)
Lineage: Eukaryota; Metazoa; Chordata; Lepidosauria; Squamata; Lacertidae
Product: cytochrome P450 4F22
Molecular function (GO): monooxygenase activity; iron ion binding; heme binding
Source: RefSeq, a predicted model, not a curated record